Molecule: messenger RNA, 1333 nt
Organism: Clarias gariepinus (North African catfish)
Lineage: Eukaryota; Metazoa; Chordata; Actinopteri; Siluriformes; Clariidae
Gene: clk2b
Product: CDC-like kinase 2b
Exons: 11
Coding region: 1-1101 (366 amino acids)
Biological process (GO): protein phosphorylation; regulation of RNA splicing
Cellular component (GO): nucleus
Molecular function (GO): ATP binding; protein tyrosine kinase activity
Source: RefSeq, a predicted model, not a curated record
AUGGGUGUUACAGGUUCAGCGUGUAAUGAAUUUCGGAGCUGCUUUUGCCUGUCUCAGAGUGUGAGACAUGAUGAUGAUGAUGAUGAAGGACACCUGCUGUAUCAGGAUGGUCACGUGCUGCAGGACAGAUAUGAGAUCGUCAGUACAUUGGGGGAGGGAACUUUUGGCAAAGUGGUGCAGUGCAUCGACCACCACAGACAGGGCUCUCGGGUUGCUCUGAAGAUCAUUAAAAAUGUGCAGAGGUACAGAGAAGCAGCUCGACUGGAGAUAAACGUUCUGGAGAAGAUCAAAGAGAAAGAUCCCGAGAACCAACAGCCGUGUGUGUGUAUGUACGGUUGGUUUCAGCACGCCGGUCACGUGUGUAUCAGUUUUGAGUUGUUGUCUCUCAGCACCUUCGACUUCCUGAAGCAGAAUAAUCACACACCCUACACACUGGAGCAGGUCAGACACAUGGCCUAUCAGAUCUGCAGUGCUGUGGAGUUCCUCCAUGCUAACAGGCUAACACACACUGAUCUGAAACCGGAGAACGUUCUAUUUAUUAACUCCAACUUCACCACCUGCUACAACCCCGACACGCAGUGUGAAGAGCGUGUGUUACAGGACACUGCAGUGAAGGUGGUGGAUUUUGGCAGCGCGACAUUCGAUCAUGAGCAUCACAGCACCGUCGUCUCCACGCGACACUACCGCGCCCCUGAGGUCAUCCUGGAGCUUGGGUGGAGUCAGCCGUGUGACGUCUGGAGUAUCGGCUGCAUCCUGUUGGAGUAUUACCUCGGAUACACACUCUUUCAGGCCCAUGAUAACAGAGAACACUUGGCCAUGAUGGAGAGAAUACAAGGACCAAUUCCCUGUAGAAUGAUCCGUAAAACAAGGAAGCAGAAGUAUUUCUCAGGAGGACGUUUGGACUGGGACAAGAAUUCACCAGCAGGAAGACACGUCACACACACCUGCAAACCUUUAUGUCAAUACCUAUUAAGUCAAUCAGAAGACGACUGCCAGCUCUUCAGCCUGUUGGAGCUGAUGCUGGAGUUUGAACCUGAGCGCCGUUUCUCCGUCUACUCAUCCCUUCAUCAUCCUUUUUUUUCACCUUUUCAUGACCUUUGACCUUUGAGAUUGUUUUGCGAGUGCGCUGCUGUGUGCUGUGAGACAGGACAUGCUGUUCCUCCCCGGGUCUGUAACUUACAGGAGAAGGUAAAUAAUGAGUGCUGAUUGGUCGAGGCAACAAUGCUGUUAUAGGAACCAAUCGGAUUAGAGUCUGUGUUUUUGAUUGACAGCUCCACAGACUGAGGGCAGAGCUUACCUACAGCACAUUAGAGCUCUGAGGCCUCUGGCUCAG